AUGUGGGAGCGCAGAGGCAGAGGGGAACCUGCAGCCUGCACAGCAGCCGUGUCGAGCCGCAACGCCAGCGGCCUCCGCCCACCUCCAGCCAUUCUGCCCACCUCCAUGUGCCAACCUCCAGGGAUCAUGCAAUUCGAAGAGUCACCGCUGGGGGCGCAGGCGCCCAGGGCCACCCAGCCACCGGACCUUAGACCAAUAGAGACCUUCUUGACAGGAGAACCCAAGGCUUUAGGGACCGUGCAGAUCCUGAUCGGCCUCAUCCACCUUGGCUUCGGCAGCGUCCUGCUCAUGGUUCGCCGAGGCCACCUGGGGAUGCUCUUCAUUGAAGGUGGCGUCCCCUUCUGGGGAGGAGCUUGCUUCAUCACCUCUGGGUCCCUCUCAGUAGCAGCUGAGAAAAACCACACCAGUUGCCUGGUGAGGAGCAGCCUAGGGACCAACAUCCUCAGUGCCAUGGCAGCCUUCGCUGGGACAGCCAUUCUUCUCAUGGACUUCGGUGUCACUAACUGGGAUGUGGGCAGGGGCUACCUUGCUGUGUUAACCAUCUUCACCAUCCUGGAGUUCUUCAUCGCUGUCAUUGCCACCCACUUUGGGUGCCAAGCCACCCGUGCCCACACUAACGCAUCUGUGAUUUUCCUACCCAACGCCUUCGGCACGGAUUUCAACAUCCCCAGCCCAGCGGUCUCUCCACCCCCUGCCUAUGACAAUGUGGCAUACAUGCCCAAGGAGUCAUCGGAGUAGAAGAUCGCACCUCCUCUUCUGCAGAUGUCCCCUGGGCUCCUCUGCACUGUCCUCUGCUCAUCGUGGGAAAUCUUGGCAUCACAGUUUCACGGGUUUGCCUCUAGAAGGUCCUUAAGCAUGGAGAACUCAGAAUGUUCCAGAACAGACUGGCAUUUCAGAGGCUCUAGCCCUACCACAGAGCAAGGCAAUGGGCCUGACCUCCAGGCUCCUGGUCCCCAAGACCAGCUCUGUCCUUUGUCCUUUGCUGUUACAUCUGUGGGUUUUCAUUUUCCCACCUGGAGACUAAAGUGCUAAACUACAUAACUACAAGGCCGAUCCAGCACCCCUGGUCUCUCUGGGGUCCUAGGGUCUAAGCCAGGUAUGGCCCCCACUCCCUCCCAGAAGCUCCUUCUUAAGAGGACAUUGGUAUUGACUCUGGCCCUUCCCACAUACUAGGACAGGAGGUUGCA
Messenger RNA from Onychomys torridus (southern grasshopper mouse), 1187 nucleotides. RefSeq names its product membrane spanning 4-domains A15 (gene Ms4a15). The record is from RefSeq and is a predicted model, not a curated record. Bases 1 to 738 code for a protein of 245 amino acids. NCBI's taxonomy places the organism in Eukaryota, Metazoa, Chordata, Mammalia, Rodentia, Cricetidae. The transcript has 8 exons. Gene Ontology annotation, cellular component: plasma membrane. Gene Ontology annotation, biological process: cell surface receptor signaling pathway.